Molecule: messenger RNA, 1650 nt
Organism: Cyclocybe aegerita
Lineage: Eukaryota; Fungi; Basidiomycota; Agaricomycetes; Agaricales; Hemipholiotaceae
Source: the annotation of a GenBank genome assembly
AUGUCGCUUUCUCGCCAUAUCAACGCAGAAGAGAUCAUCGAGAAAUGCAAGGAUCAUCCACACAAAAAGCACUCGAGCGCAUCAGGGCGCCGGGGGCUGCACCAGUCUUGGCGGCGCGACGAAGAUGCUGCGGGCGUUCCGAAGUACACGAUGCCCAAGGUCGGAAUCCCUUCAAGGUCGGCGUAUCAACUGCUGCACGACGAGACUGCGCUCGAUGGAAACCCAUUGUUGAAUCUUGCAUCUUUCGUUCAUACCUGGAUGCCGGAGUAUGCGGACAAACUCAUCAUGGAGAACAUUAACAAGAAUAUUGUUGAUCUCGACGAGUACCCAGCUGCUUCGAUCAUCCACAACCGUUGCAUUUCCAUGCUCGCCGAUCUCUGGAAGGCACCCAAGGACGGCAAGGUUAUUGGAACGGCAACGGCCGGGUCCUCUGAGGCCAUCAUGCUCGGGGGUUUGGCCAUGAAGAAGAGGUGGCAAGAAGCACGCAAGAUAGCUGGCAAGGACUACUACCAUCCUAACAUCGUUUUUGGAGCAAAUGCCCAAGUUGCUCUUGAGAAAUUCGCUAGAUACUUUGACGUAGAAACUCGUCUGGUGCCCGUCAAGGCCGAAAACGGCUUCAUCAUGGACCCACCUGACGCAUUACAAUACAUAGACGAGAACACCAUCGGGGUCAUCAUUAUCCUUGGAAGCACGUACACCGGCCACUUCGAGAACGUCGCGCUUAUGAGUGAAUUGCUGGAUGAUCUCAAGGAUCGUACUGGCCUUGAUAUCCCUAUCCACGUUGACGGUGCAUCUGGCGCCUUCAUUGCUCCGUUCGUAUACCCAGACCUCAAGUGGAGUUUCGACAUUCCUCGGGUCGUGUCGAUCAACACUUCCGGUCACAAGUUUGGCUUGGUCUAUGCCGGUUUAGGCUGGGUCCUCUGGCGAGACGAAAGCUUUCUUCAUAGAGACCUCGUAUUCGAGCUUCACUACCUUGGAAGCACUGAAUAUUCUUUUACCUUGAACUUCUCGAAGCCGGCGGCACCGAUAAUUGCACAAAUGUUCAAUUUCCUUAAUUUGGGCUUCGACGGCUAUAAAAAGGUCGCCCAGAAAGAUCUCCGCAACGCACGCAUGUUGGCGCGAGCGCUUGAGAGCACCUACUUCACCGUUUUGAGCAAUAUCCACCGCCCAAUUCAUCCUGAAAGCUCCAGUGACUCGGGCACUCAUUCCGUCCAUCGCUUCAAGCAUGGCUAUAGCGAUGAUCCUGAGGACUACCGAGCAGGACUUCCUGUUGUGGCCUUCAGGUUGUCCGACGAGUACAUGAAGGAGAAUCCUCACGUGAAGCAAGUUUGGAUCCAGACUCUCCUGAGGACGAAAGGCUGGAUUGUGCCCAACUACAAUGCUCCGAUGGGCGCUCAGGACGUUGAAAUUCUGCGCAUCGUUGUCCGCGAAACCCUGAGCGAGGACUUGAUCGAGCGCCUGAUUAUUGAUAUCUUAGAGAUAGCAGAGACCUUAACAACGGAAGAAGGGAACUUGUUUGCUGCCGUCAACGCAGCGAAAGGCGUGCACCAACCUGACCACGAUCACGGUCGUCCCGAUGCUGAGAACUUCGGUGACGGCAAUCCGGAAGUUGAGGCUAAGGAGCAAAUCGGUUACUCCAGGCAGUGUUAA